Molecule: messenger RNA, 989 nt
Organism: Nasonia vitripennis (jewel wasp)
Lineage: Eukaryota; Metazoa; Arthropoda; Insecta; Hymenoptera; Pteromalidae
Gene: Cpap3-a1
Product: cuticular protein analogous to peritrophins 3-A1
Exons: 6
Coding region: 134-838 (234 amino acids)
Cellular component (GO): extracellular region
Molecular function (GO): chitin binding
Source: RefSeq, marked validated
GAGAACUGUUCUCGGCUGCAGUCUUGAGCGCGUGGAGACGACUUUUCAGCGGCACGAGGGACAGCCACGAUUUUUCGAAGACUGAACUACUGCGCUAGCUCUAUAAAGGAGGAUUUACCCAAAAACACGCAACAUGGCCAAAGUGUUCGUCUCCUGCGUCUGCCUCCUGGCUGUGAUAGCGGCUAGCCACGCCGCUUACAGCUGUCCCAAAGAGGACGGCCAGUACGAGGACCCGAAGCAAUGCGACAAGUUCUACGAGUGCAUCGACGGCCUCCCCAUCGAGAAGUACUGCCCCGACGGUCUGGUCUUCGACCCGCUCAACCGUAAGAUCAACAAGUGCGACCACGUCUUCAACGUCGACUGCGGCGACAGGCUCGAGCUCCAGCCGCCCCAGCCCACGAAGAAGUGCCCGCGCAAGAACGGCUUCUUCGCCCAUCCCGACCCGGCGGUCUGCAACAUCUUCUACAACUGCAUCGACGGCGAGGCCAUCGAGAUCACCUGCACCACCGGGCUGCACUUCGACGAGUACAGCGGCACCUGCGUCUGGCCCGACAGCGCGGGACGCAAGGGCUGCGGAGUAGUGGGCAAGACCCUCUCGGACGGUUUCGAGUGCCCGAAGGACGCCGGCGUUGACAGCCGUGGACUGGCCGUCGAUCACCCGAAAUUCGCCCAUCCCGAGGACUGCCAGAAGUUCUACGUGUGCCUGAACGGCGUCACACCCCGGGAACAGGGCUGCAGCGACGGCACCGUCUACAACGAGGUCCAGCAGAGGUGCGACGCACCCGAGAACGUACCCGGAUGCGAGGACUGGUACAAAGAUGACGACAAGAAGCCAUAAAUCAUUGACGCGACAUCGAUUUGUCCCGCAUCGGGACACCGUAUACUUAUAAAUAUAUCUCCGUCUCAUUUUACCUUCGUUUUAUCGUCGAUCCUGUAGAUGUGUAAAUGUGUGUUUUUUUGUAAUUAAUAAAUACUUAAAAAUCGACCAA